Messenger RNA from Papaver somniferum (opium poppy), 2329 nucleotides. RefSeq names its product cysteine-rich receptor-like protein kinase 10. Gene Ontology annotation, biological process: protein phosphorylation. Gene Ontology annotation, molecular function: ATP binding; protein kinase activity. Lineage: Eukaryota; Viridiplantae; Streptophyta; Magnoliopsida; Ranunculales; Papaveraceae. The record is from RefSeq and is a predicted model, not a curated record. The coding region runs from base 90 to 2033 and encodes 647 amino acids. The transcript has 7 exons.
AGCCUUAUUCACCACACUAAUUCAUUUGGUUUGAAAUCUUAAUAAGAGUUUUCAAACUACUAGAUCACCAGAAAAACAAGAAAUCAAGAAUGGGUGUUUGUUCGAUACUGUUAAUCAUAUUUGUAAACUACUACUUGGUCUACACAUCUGCACAGCCAACCUUUCGUGAAGAUUUCUGUUCAGGAGGUAAUUACACUAAUAGCAGUACUUAUCAAACUAACCUUAAUUUCCUUCUCUCGAACUCUCUCCCUUUAUUCAACCGCGAAGGCACCAACAAUAAUUAUCGAAGUUCUUCCAUUGGAUCCGGUUCCGAUACCGUUCACGGAUCUUGCCAGUGCAGAGGUGAUCUUACAAUGAAUGAAUGCCAAGUUUGUUUUGAUGCAGCAACUCGAGACGUUAUACAGAAGAUAAGAUGUCCAUAUUCUAAACAAGCAAUUAUAUGGUAUGAUGAAUGUGUUUUUAGAUACUCCGAUGAAUCAUAUUACUCAAUUUUGGAAGACGAACCAGUAUUUUACAUGAUAAAUCGGUCUACAGUUACUACUGGUACUGGUGAGUUUGAUAAGAUCUUAGCAGGGCUAAUGAAUAACUUAGUGAAUGAUCUCGGUUCUUCUUCUAUCAACAACUUCGCAGUUGGAAAAGCCAAGUUUACGGCAUCUACACAGAUAUAUGGAUUAGUACAGUGUGCUCCAGAUAUAGUACCAAGUGAUUGCAAUAAAUGCCUUGGUCGGAUUGUUGGGAAUUUAUCAACAUGUUGUGAUAUGCAAACAGGUGCAAGAGUUUUUAAUCCAAGUUGUAAUUUCAGAUAUGAAACAUAUCCUUUCUAUAAUUCAACUACCGCAGCACCAAAUUCAAAGAGAAAGAAUUCGCAGAAAGUUGCUAUCAUUAUAGUUGUUCCUUCGAUUAUUGUUGUACUAUCCGCAAUAGCAUUAUGGUACUUGUGCUCGCGAAGAACAACAAAGGAAACGGAGCGUAUCGAUGAAAUUUAUGGGAUUCAGAGUGUUGAAUCCUUCAGAUUCCACAUUAGUACAAUAAGAGCUGCCACUAAUAAUUUCUCUAACGCAAAUAAGCUUGGGGAAGGCGGUUUUGGUUCUGUAUACAAGGGUACACUUGCAGAUGCACAAGAGAUAGCUGUAAAGAGGCUCUCUAGAAAAUCAGGUCAGGGCGAAGCAGAAUUUAAGAAUGAGGUUGUGUUACUCGUAAGACUGCAACACAAGAAUCUUGUGAGGCUUCUAGGUUUCUGCUUAGAUGCAGAAGAACGACUACUCAUCUAUAACUUCAUGCCGAAUUCAAGCCUUGACAGGAUUAUAUUUGAUUCGGUUAAACGUACAUGUUUGGAUUGGGGAAAACGGUACAACAUUAUAGGAGGCAUUGCAAGAGGGGUUCUUUAUCUGCACGAAGAUUCUCGACUUAAGAUUAUUCAUCGUGAUCUCAAAGCCAGCAAUAUAUUAUUAGAUGUAGACAUGAACCCCAAAGUUUCAGAUUUUGGAAUGGCUAGACUUUUUGCAGUGGACCAAACUCAAGCCAUGACAACCAGAAUUGUUGGAACAUAUGGAUAUAUGGCCCCAGAGUAUGCGAUGCAUGGGCAGUUCUCUGAUAAAUCAGAUGUGUUUAGUUUCGGUGUCUUAGUUCUAGAGAUUCUUAGCGGGAAAAAGAACAACUCUUUCAACGAAUCAGAGGUUUCCGGAGACCUUGUCAGCCAUGCAUGGAGACACUGGAAAAAAGGGACAGCUUUAGACUUGUUAGAUUCGGUUCUGAAGGACAGUUAUUCAGAAAGUGAAGUAAUGAGAUGCAUCCACAUUGGAUUAUUAUGCGUUCAGGAAAAUGCAGCAGACCGCCCAACAAUGGCGUCAAUUGUUUUAAUGCUCAACAACUACUCUACUAGUCUACCAGUACCUUUGGUACCAGCUUUCUUUGUUCCUGCAGAGGAAUAUAGAAUUAUAUUUAGAGAGAGUAAAGACCUGCCAAGUGUUUCGACGAGUAAAUCAGGAGAUAGUGUUGAUGAAGCUUCGCUUACUGAAUUACAUCCCCGGUGAUAAUGACAUUAUGAAGGUACAUUUCAAAGUAUACAACAUAUUGGUUAGUUGUUAUAUAACUACAUAAAUUUGUCCACAAGUUAUUAAAUGGGAUUAAGACUAAAUAGUGAUUUUGUUCACAUGUACUCCAUAUACGAGCAAACAAAUGCUUCAUUUGAUAGUCGUCCGUCUCUCAGUCCCCGGCAAUGCAUGGAAUUUUCUGUAAACAUAAUUCGUUUGGGCCUUUAAAGCAAGGCUUUGGUGCAACAGAGCCCAAAUUUGCACCAAAAAUUCUUUUAUAAAACAUGUCUUAUGUA